This is a messenger RNA of Armigeres subalbatus, 1613 nucleotides long. RefSeq names its product transformer-2 protein homolog alpha-like. Gene Ontology annotation, cellular component: spliceosomal complex. The transcript has 6 exons. NCBI's taxonomy places the organism in Eukaryota, Metazoa, Arthropoda, Insecta, Diptera, Culicidae. The coding region runs from base 1 to 1170 and encodes 389 amino acids. The record is from RefSeq and is a predicted model, not a curated record. Gene Ontology annotation, molecular function: RNA binding. Gene Ontology annotation, biological process: positive regulation of mRNA splicing, via spliceosome.
AUGGCUAUGGCGGAAACAGUUAUAUUAAAAUUGGUUCAGCAAGAAGUGUUUUUUGAACUGUUGAAGUUACUACGAUCGAUGUCAGGCAAGCGACAUAGUUUGUCCAACCUGGCUCCGUUCAUCGGAGAAGAUGGCCUCAUACGAGUUGGAGGUCGCCUGAAAUAUUCGGCGAUACCAUAUGAUGGUAAACAUCAAGUGCUAAUUCCGGAGAAGCACCACGUGACAGUGAUAUUAAUAAGGAAGCUACACGAAGAGAAUCAUCACGUCGGUCAAGGAGGAAUGCUGGCCAUCGUACGAGAGCGUUAUUGGCCAGUGAAGGUGAAAACGAUCAUCAAGCAAGUUGUUCGAACUAGUCGAGUGAUUUAUAGAGAAAGUGAGCCAGACUCCCGUUCCCGGAGCCGUGAUCGAAAGUAUCGACAUGAAGCACGUGACGAAGGUUAUCGAUACAGUUCGUCCCGCGGUGAAGGAAGCCAUUACACAAGAGCCAGUUCCGGCGGAAGCUACGGUCGCCGUGGCUCGCAGCGACCGCACGGUCACGAAUCUCACUCGCAUUACAGCGGUGGUGGUGCUGCUGCUGCCCUAGAGGAGUACGAUGAAAGUAAGAACGUCCUGGCCGUCUUCAAUUUGAGUAUUUAUACCACCGAAUCCGAACUGUACGACGUGUUUAUCAAGUUCGGCCCACUGAAGAAGGCAACCGUAGUGAUCGAUGCUAAGACUGGCCGGUCCCGCGGGUUCGGUUUCGUUUAUUUCGAGAGCACUGAGGACGCCAAGGUAGCGCACACCCAGGCCAACGGCAUCGAAAUAGGCGACCGGCAGAUUCGCGUUGACUUUUCAGCAACGGAAAAGCCCCAUGAUCCCACGCCGGGCGUGUAUUACGGCAAGGUGAGCUACCCGAAAGGAGGUGGAGGGGGUGGCUACAGGGGUGCACCUGCGAUGGGCCCACCGGCCCCGGUGGCUAGUAAUAUGGCAGCACCCGGUGGCUACUAUCACUGUCGGGCAUGUGAGAUUGAAGCUCGCGAAAGAGAACGGUGGGAGCGUGAUGCACGACGAUAUGGAAACGGAAGCCACUACUACCAGGCGGCAGCACCGGAACAUCCGCGUGGCCGUGACCGAUCGGCUAUGUCCCGGUCCCGAAGUGACUACUAUCGGGGUGGUGCUGGAAUUCGCUGACAUUGGGUACCGAUGGCUGCCAUUGCCACUGCGCCUCCUCUGCACGGUGGUUAUCCGGCAGCGAUGCUGAUGUAAACCCGUAAAUAAUGUCACACUUUCAAACGAAGGCCAAUUUCCAUAACCGUAUGAAUUCCUCUGCAGCUUAGGGACGGAGGGAAAUUUAAUAAAUUGAACUAACGAUAUUUAUUGUAACAUGAAUGUAGAUGCGCGUGUAUGUGAUGCACAACUUCAGAUUUAAACAGAACAUAAAUGAUGAAUGAAUAUUAUACAAACUUAAGUCAACCGAUAACAUGUAGCAAUGCAUUGAUGAAUAAUUUAGCACAUAGUAAUAGAUAACAUUUGGGUGGUACAGUUUGAAUAUGGGCCAUUUAAAUUAGAAAACAGUCCAUAAACAGAAAUAGGUACAACUCAUGAAUAAAAACUUUAAACGUAUUGAAAAUAAA